Messenger RNA from Cydia pomonella (codling moth), 1199 nucleotides. RefSeq names its product 26S proteasome non-ATPase regulatory subunit 13 (gene Rpn9). NCBI's taxonomy places the organism in Eukaryota, Metazoa, Arthropoda, Insecta, Lepidoptera, Tortricidae. Gene Ontology annotation, biological process: ubiquitin-dependent protein catabolic process. Gene Ontology annotation, cellular component: cytosol; nucleus; proteasome regulatory particle, lid subcomplex. The coding region runs from base 45 to 1199 and encodes 384 amino acids. The transcript is spliced from 8 exons. Gene Ontology annotation, molecular function: structural molecule activity. The record is from RefSeq and is a predicted model, not a curated record.
AUUUGCAGCUAACUUCAUUUGCAAUGACGUUACAGUUUUGAAAGAUGGCGACCGUAAAGUUUGCAGUCAUUGAUGUAAACGAUUUUUUAUCCAAAAAGCAGGCAGCCGAGCCUGCUUUGGCAGCGGAUUGGGCUAAUUUGGAAGAACUAUACAAUAAAAAAUUAUGGCACCAACUCACGUUAAAAUUGCAAGAUUUCGUGAACCACCCGGCGCUACAGACCGGCGACUGCCUUAUCCAACUGUACAACAACUUUUUAACGACCUUUGAGAACAAAAUAAACCCCCUCUCACUGGUCGAGAUCACAUCGCACAUUGUCAAGCAGUUUGACAACAAGAAAGAUGGCAUCGCCUUCCUGGAGAAGGUGGAGAAUAAGGUGAAGAUGAAUGACGAGGCACUGGCACUCUGCAAGGUGCUUCAAGGUGAAAUCUACCUAGAACAGCUGAACGACCUGGAUGCCACAGAGAAGAUUAUUGAGGAACUCGAAGGCUCAUUGGAGGAUGCCGACGGAGUCACUCCGGUGCAUGGCCGGUUUUACAAACUGGCUUCGGAGUACUACAGGGUGCGCGGGCCCAUGGCGCGCUACUACCGCGCGGCGCUGCGCUACGUGGGCUGCGCGGAGGGCGGCGCGCUGCUGCCGCCGCACGAGCGCCGCGCGCUGGCGCGCUCGCUGGCCGUCGCCGCCGUCGUGGCGCCCAACGUGUACGACCUGGGCGAGCUGCUGGCCCACCCCAUCCUGGAGUCCCUGGAGAACACGCCGGACGCGUGGGCCAAGGAGCUGGUCCGCGCCGUGUCCCGCGGCGACGUGGCCGCCUUCGAGGCGCUGCGCGGCGCCGCGCCCGCGCCGGAGCUGCGCCGCGCCGACCACGGCGUGCGGCAGAAGGUCGCCAUCACCUGCCUCAUGGAGAUGGCAUUCAACCGCACUUCGGCGACCCGCAAGCUGACGUUUGCCGAGAUCGCUCAGGAGGCUCGGGUGCCGCUGAACGAAGUGGAACUGCUCGUCAUGAAGGCUCUGGCGGAGAAACUCAUCCGGGGACACAUUGAUCAAGUGAGCUCCACGGUGUCGGUGACGUGGGUCCGGCCGCGCGCCCUGCCGCGCGCCGCCGCCGCCGCGCUGGCCGCCCGCCUCGACACGUGGCGCGCCGCCGCCCGCGCCGCCGCCGACCUGCUGGGCGCGCAGCCCGACCUGCUCACUCUCUAG